AAUAUUUCAACAAUUUCAUUUAUCAUAAAUAAUCAUUUGACUUUGUUUUUAUUUCACUUUUAUCAUUAAUUGCAACAUUGUACGAAUAAAUUAAUUUUAAUUUCGAAUCAUCCAGUGAUCUAUUUGUUUAUCUAUCUAUUUUGCAAUCAUAUAGAAUAACAAUCAAAUAAAAAUGGCCAAAAUUUCUCGAUUGAAUUGUGUAACCAUAACCAUAUUGAUUAUUAGUAUGAUCGUUGGAUAUAUGGCAGCCGAAUACAUGUCAACGGAUGAUAAUCAAGAUGAUCUUGAUUAUUAUGGUAUUAUGUUGGCGAAUUUGAUAAAUACACGACAAUUUUUACCAGAUAAACGUAGCUGCUUACGACGUGGUUCACCUUGUGAUCAUCGUCCAAAUGAUUGUUGUCCACAAUCAAUAUGCCGAUGUAAUCUUUGGGGAACCAAUUGUCGUUGUCAUCGAAUGGGAUUGUUUCAAAAAAUUGGUAAAAAGUAAAAAUAUCAUAUCAACAAUCAAUAAUCGCACUGAAACAAAACUACACUUAAACAAACACACAUAUACACACACAUAGACAAAACAUCAAUAGUGACAAACCAAACAUCCAACGGAAUAUAUUUUCAUCAAUUAACAUCUUGAAAAAAAUUGUACUAAGUGAUGACAGACAAAAAUUUAUAAAAUAAAUCAUUAUCGCAAGUACUUGAAUGCUGGAAUAAAA
Messenger RNA from Dermatophagoides pteronyssinus (European house dust mite), 707 nucleotides. Its product is annotated as xibalbin-1-like. Gene Ontology annotation, molecular function: ion channel inhibitor activity. Lineage: Eukaryota; Metazoa; Arthropoda; Arachnida; Sarcoptiformes; Pyroglyphidae. The record is from RefSeq and is a predicted model, not a curated record. Gene Ontology annotation, cellular component: extracellular region.